Ictalurus furcatus (blue catfish) is the source of this 2271-nucleotide messenger RNA. RefSeq names its product TBL1X/Y related 1b (gene tbl1xr1b). The transcript has 16 exons. The record is from RefSeq and is a predicted model, not a curated record. Gene Ontology annotation, cellular component: histone deacetylase complex. Gene Ontology annotation, molecular function: transcription corepressor activity; protein binding. The coding region runs from base 351 to 1880 and encodes 509 amino acids. Gene Ontology annotation, biological process: regulation of transcription by RNA polymerase II. NCBI's taxonomy places the organism in Eukaryota, Metazoa, Chordata, Actinopteri, Siluriformes, Ictaluridae.
CGUCAGUUUUGCUUCCUCUGAGCCGAUUAGCUCGCUGCUCCAUACGACUUUCUGAAAGUCUCAUUACUCUCUAUUACACACGUUAAACCGGGGACAUGCUCAUUAUUCCUGCAUAAACAGCACACAAAACAACAACGCUGUUGGAGAUUAAAAGAAAAAAACAAGAUCUCGUGCAACGUCUGGAUUAAAAAAAAAAAAAAAAAAAAACCGGCGCGUGACCCAGGAUCUCAACUCUGGCUGAAGAUUUCCGUCACGCUUACCAAUGGACCGCAAGUGUGUGAGCGUCUGAUCCAUGCUUGAUCUCAUGGCUCCUCUCUCGCCCUGACGUCUUGGUUUAGCCAGGAUCCAAAAUGAGCAUAAGCAGCGAUGAGGUCAACUUCCUCGUGUACAGAUACCUACAGGAGUCGGGAUUCUCUCACUCAGCAUUCACGUUUGGCAUAGAGAGCCACAUCAGCCAGUCGAACAUCAACGGCGCGCUCGUUCCCCCUGCAGCGCUCAUCUCCAUCAUCCAGAAGGGCCUGCAGUACGUCGAGGCCGAGGUCAGCAUCAACGAGGAUGGCACUCUCUUCGACGGCCGCCCGAUCGAGUCUCUGUCGCUGAUCGACGCCGUGAUGCCCGACGUGGUGCAGACCCGUCAGCAGGUGUACCGCGAUAAGCUGGCGCAGCAGCAGCAGGCCGCACCGGGGACCGCGGGAAGCACCGGCGCCAAGAACGGAGAGAGCGCCGCAAACGGAGAGGAGAACGGCGCGCACGUCUUAUCUAACCACCAUGCGGACAUGAUGGAGGUGGACCGGGCGGUGGAGAUCCCGGCCCAUAAGGCCAUGGUGCUGCGCGGACACGAGUCCGAGGUGUUCAUCUGCGCCUGGAAUCCGGUCAGCGACCUGCUCGCAUCAGGGUCUGGGGACUCGACGGCAAGGAUCUGGAACCUGAGUGAGAGCAGCUCAGGAGGCUCCACCCAGCUGGUGCUGCGCCACUGCAUCCGAGAAGGAGGCCAGGACGUGCCGAGCAACAAAGACGUCACCUCACUGGACUGGAAUAGUGAAGGUACGCUGCUAGCCACCGGCUCCUACGACGGUUUUGCCAGAAUAUGGACUAAAGAUGGUAACCUUGCCAGUACUUUAGGCCAGCACAAGGGACCCAUAUUUGCUCUGAAGUGGAACAAGAAAGGCAACUUUAUCCUCAGCGCCGGUGUCGAUAAGACCACAAUUAUUUGGGACGCACACACUGGAGAGGCCAAGCAGCAGUUUCCAUUCCAUUCAGCUCCAGCUCUUGACGUGGACUGGCAGAGCAAUAACACGUUCGCCUCCUGCAGCACAGACAUGUGCAUCCACGUGUGUAAACUGGGCCAGGACCGACCGGUCAAGACAUUCCAGGGUCACACGAACGAAGUAAACGCGAUUAAGUGGGAUCCAACCGGCAGCCUCCUGGCCUCCUGCUCCGACGACAUGACGCUAAAGCUUUGGAGUAUGAAGCAGGACACUUGCGUUCACGACCUGCAAGCCCACAACAAAGAGAUUUACACCAUCAAAUGGAGUCCCACUGGACCCGGAACCAACAACCCCAACGCCAAUCUCAUGCUGGCCAGCGCAUCGUUUGACUCGACGGUGCGACUAUGGGAUGCCGAACGUGGCGUAUGUGUGCACACGCUAACGCGGCACCAGGAGCCCGUCUACAGCGUCGCAUUCAGCCCCGAUGGCCGUCACCUCGCCAGUGGCUCCUUCGACAAAUGCGUGCACAUCUGGAAUACACAGAGCGGCGCCUUAGUAAACAGCUACAGAGGGACAGGAGGGAUCUUCGAGGUGUGCUGGAACUCCACCGGAGACAAAGUGGGAGCAAGCGCAUCAGACGGAUCGGUUUGUGUAUUAGAUCUGCGGAAAUGACUCUGCCGAGGGGAAGCCGUGCGUCAACGAAGAAUGUGCACCUCGCCAAAUUCACAGCCUCUCCACGUGAACUGUUCUGUAUUCCCACACGGACUAAUAACUAAUCACCCACGCACCAAAAUAUCGUUAUUGUAUUCACGUCCCUUUGUCCACCAUUCCAAAAUUCAGGAUGCGGCAGAUUUACAGCCUGUGAUGUGAGCACCAGAAAGCGUCCCCUGAUAACACUGAACCUGAAGCAGUUAGAAAUGUUUAUUUUUUGGGAGGCACCUGACCUCCGUAUAACUUGAUCUAUCUGAAGGUGGUCAUUAGGACACCAAUACCGACUUAGUUUAUUGAACGGCUAAUUGUUUAUACGAACUAUGCAACGUUCUGGCUAGACGAAAAUCAUGCG